AUGACGAGACCGUAUCGUCGAUAUCUCGUCACGUUACUGCUGCUGUUGCAAACCAUCUCGAGGUACGGCCACGCGGCCGCCGCGGAAUCGGCGCACGCGGCCGCGGCCGACCUGUCGCCGUCGUCCGCGUCCGUGCCGUCCGGCCUCUCCGGCCCGGAUUACACCGGACCGUCCGCGGGUUCGGACGAGUGCGAUCCCGAGAUGGUUGGCUUCGAGCUCGUAACCGGCUACGUGUUCACCGCGCCCACGAACAUGCUCGAGUCCAUACCGGGCACGCUGAUGCUCACCGACUGCCUCGAGACCUGUCAGGCAAACGACUCCUGCCAGGCGGUCAACUACGAGACGGGCCUUUGCGUCCUAUUCAGCUCUAACGCCGACAGCAAUCCAGGCGCACUGUCGCAAUCCCAGUUCCCCGUGUUCACGAUCUACGCCCAGAAGAGUUGCCUGGCGGUGAAGCCCUGCGAACGUGCUUGGUGCAUCGACAGAGUGCAGGGACACCGCCUUCAGGGUCACGCACGCAGGACCAUGACCGCCUCCUCGAGGCAACACUGCCUCGAGCUCUGCCUCGGCGAACGAGACUUCCUGUGCCGAUCCGCUAAUUACAUCAACGCUACCAAGCAGUGUGAACUUUCGGAUAUGGAUAGAUUGACGGUUGCCGGCUCGAACGCCUUCCAGGCAGCGAAGGGCGUGGAUUACUUGGAAAACCACUGCGUGGAAGAGCCAGUGAAACUUUGUGAAUUUAAGAAGCUGACCGGCCGUAUACUGAAGACUGUGGAUUCCGUUUACCAAGACGUCAGCACGUCAGACGAAUGCCGCGAAUUGUGCCUGAACUCGCCGUUCCGUUGCCACUCUUACGAUUAUGGUGACACCGGUGACAUGGUCUGCCGCCUCAGCCAUCAUUCCCGUGCCACCCUCUCCGACAUUCAGGAGCCGUACCUCGAUGUACCGGAAGCGUCCACAUACGAACUGAGCUCCUGCUACAACGUGACCAUCGACUGUCGCGCCGGCGACAUGGUGACCAGAAUUCAGACCAGCAAGCUCUUCUACGGCAAGGUGUACGCGAAGGGCUCCCCCAACUCGUGCGUGCAGGACAUCAAGGGCGCGCUCGAGUUUGAACUUCGCAUGGCGUACGACGAUCUCGAGUGUAACAUAAGACAGCAGGGCCUCGGCCGGUAUUUGAACGACGUGAUCAUCCAGCAUCACGACACCAUUGUCACCAGUUCCGAUCUCGGGCUGGCUGUGACUUGCCAGUACGACCUCACUAACAAGACCGUGUCCAAUGAAGUCGAUCUCGGUGUACACGGCGACAUCACGCCGGCUCUGUCGGAGGAGGUGAUCGUCGACUCGCCGAACGUCGCCAUGAAGAUCACCGAUCGCAGCGGAAACGAGGCUAUCCCAUCGGCUGAAGUCGGCGAUCCUUUGGCGCUCAAAUUCGAGAUCCUCGACCCUAACAGCCCGUACGAGAUCUUCGUUCGCGAGCUAGUCGCCAUGGACGGUGUCGACUCUAGUGAAAUUGUUUUGAUCGACUCGGAUGGCUGCCCCACCGACCACGUCAUCAUGGGGCCGCUUUACAAGUCGGCUACUACUGGCAAGAUUUUGCUGUCGCACUUUGACGCCUUCAAGUUCCCGAGUUCGGAAGUGGUGCAGUUCCGCGCUCUGGUCACUCCGUGCAUGCCGACCUGCGAACCCGUGCAAUGCGAUCAGGAGGAGACGACCGGCGAGCUGCGCUCGGUGAUCUCCUUCGGCCGACGCCGUCGCCGUCGUCGCUCCACUGCCGUCGGCUCCCAGAGCCGCGAGGACCUCCUCCUGGUGCAGUCCAUCCAGAUCACGGACAAGUUUGGCUUCGAGCGCGACGGUAAGUUACCGAACCUCACGUCCGCGACGAGGGACACCGUUUUCGUCGAGAGCGAAGACAUAUCGUCGACGAUGGGGAUGUGCAUCAAUCUGGGCGAGGCCAUUGUAGCCGGCACCGUCUUCCUCGUCGCCCAGAUCGCCAUCAUAGCGGCAUGGACCUUCACCUGGCAGCGACGUCGGCAGAUGCUGAAGCACCAGGAGGCGCUAUCGGUCUCCGUUUCCGUACCCGGGAUGCACUCCAUGCCCGGGCGCACCGACAGUCUCUGUAAGUUGUACGACGGCGGAUACUCCGCGCGUCGUUUCUGAACGACCUCUCCCACCAAGCUCCCACGGCAUAUCGUCAAUCUCGUCUUCCUGCGUAAAUCGCUAUUAACGAAUCUUUGGCUGACUUCACAUGGACGUGAGUUCUCAAACCGAUGCGUGCCGCGAAGAGGGGAUCGUGCCGCGUGUCACGAUUCUCGAGGCGAUCGGCAAAAGUAAACACUCCCGCGCGCGGCCCCUCUCUUUGAAUCUUUCUUUAUGAAAUAUGGAAUUCGGAUGAACGCCACCUUCGUACUAUAUCAAACUUCUACGAGUGUACCGCAUUGCGAGGUUGCAGCCAAUAUACGUAGCUUUUAGUAGAGCAUGGCCCUUUUACCACCCACGCUUACCUUGUAGUCGGGUGGAAGCUUUGCAGAGGCGUUCUACUAAUUCCAAUUAGAUUCGGUUAGAUGGGCAGAUCGCGGAGUUUGUUGAACGCAUCGGGGUAGCAUAGAGGAGACGUUUGUUUGAUCAAAAACACGAUCAAAAACAAAAAGAAAAUGAAAUCGCGCUGCCCAUCUCUACGAAUGUUCUUGUGUAUCUACAUUAUUACCGUAUUUAGAUACUAUCAUAGACGUAUCUUCUUUCUCGUUCCAAACUUUAUUUCCUCGCAGCUGGCAAUGUAGUGAAACCGAUCGACUUCGCCGUAUCGUUUAAUCGAAAGUUGCUUCUGCAACUUUGUCUUACCGGUUAAAAGUUAAUUACACGCUCGCGUAUAUGCACACGUGCUAAUAAUGCCGGUGAAUUACUGAACGGAAUAAUUAGGCACAAUUGCGCCUUGAUUACUUGCUACAUCUGUCGCUUAUUGAAGGCACAGAUAUCAGUGUCUCCCAAUCGGCGUUUCCGGCCAAGGUCGGCGCAACGAAUCGUACGUAUCAUCAAUUUCGUCUUUCUGUCUCUCGGGUGGCCGGCUAUUUCGUGGAAGAAAGGAGCAAGGUUGCAAUUACGAUCCGUACCCGGCAACCUUUAAUUAGCGUAACGUUCAAUGUCCAAGUGACCUUCGUGCGUGCGCGUAUCGUCGUUCAACGAAAAUCGACGUCGUCUAAGGAAACCGCUUCUCAGAAGCGGACGUGAAAGGGCACGAUAAAUGAAAAAA
Wasmannia auropunctata (little fire ant) is the source of this 3250-nucleotide messenger RNA. RefSeq lists its product as uncharacterized. The transcript has 5 exons. Lineage: Eukaryota; Metazoa; Arthropoda; Insecta; Hymenoptera; Formicidae. The record is from RefSeq and is a predicted model, not a curated record. The coding region runs from base 1 to 2160 and encodes 719 amino acids.